Messenger RNA from Rana temporaria (common frog), 542 nucleotides. Its product is annotated as fatty acid-binding protein 1, liver-like. Bases 111 to 494 code for a protein of 127 amino acids. The record is from RefSeq and is a predicted model, not a curated record. Gene Ontology annotation, biological process: fatty acid transport. Lineage: Eukaryota; Metazoa; Chordata; Amphibia; Anura; Ranidae. Gene Ontology annotation, molecular function: fatty acid binding. Gene Ontology annotation, cellular component: nucleus; cytosol. The transcript has 4 exons.
ACCUAAUUGCUGAUCAUAGAGAUUACAUAAAGGAGAAGCAAAGGAAGAGGCGACACAUUCUCUCUUUGACUUUCCAUAGGAGCAGAAGAUCACCAACCCUUCCUUCUAAGAUGGCUUUUACAGGAACCUAUGAGCUUCAGUCCCAGGAGAACUUUGAGGCUUUCAUGAAAGCCGUUGGUCUUCCUGAAGAGUUGAUCCAGAAAGGAAAAGAUGUGAAGAGCGUGACAGUAAUUAAGCAGACCGGGAAUCACUUUGAGAUCACAGUGACCACAGGACCCAAAGUCCUACAUAAUGACUUCAAUAUUGGCGAGGAGACCGAGGUAGAAACGCCCUCCGGUGAGAAGAUUAAGUCUACCUUCAAUCUAGAGGAUGGCAAGCUUGUUAUUAAACUGAAAGGAGUGACCUCCACCAUCGAAAUUUCUGGCGAUCUUCUAACCAAUGUUCUGACUGUAAAGGACCUCACCUACAAGAGAGUCAGCAAGAGAGUCUCCUAGGAGCCAAUGUUUAUUUUUACUGUGUAAAAUAAAGAGUUCUAAAAAAUA